CCCUCGAGGCGAACUAGACGUAACAUUCUGUGCUCGACACUACUGAGACUUUUCGACGUUUCUAACCUUGUCUUGGCGCUGUGUGCUGUUCCGUUCGUUUAUACAGUAAUAUAGUGUCGUGCGUUUUCUUUCACACUCUUCUUUUACAAGUCAGUUCUUUUGGUUUUGUGAUUAUCAGUUCGAGGUGAAUCAUUCAAUUUUUGGACAAGAAAAAGAAAGAAAAAUCUGGUGACGCGAAACGAUUGUACUCGUCUUAGGAACGAAAUACUCUAAAUUUACACGCUACACUCUGUUUAAUGCAGCGGCCUUCUCGAAGCGGUAAACUUUAUGAAAACUUUGGUAGUGGGCAUCGAGGCGUUGCCAAGGUCACGAGGGAGGAGCUGAGGUCAUCGCUGCACCUAUGUUGUGCGGCGAACUCCUGAACGGUGGCUUCGUGAGUGGUGGAGCGGUACCGGUGAUUCCCUACGGUCUCCUAGGAUUCUGGUUGCCCGGCUGUUUACGCGCUACCAGCCCAACCUCUCUCAACUCGUCUUAUCUGACCCUGUUGGCCGAACUUCUGGCCACGGGCCACCAGGAUCGUCGAAACGAGCCGAUGGACCUCGCAAACAGGAGCCACCAGGCUCCCACCAACGGGGCGCUCGACCUCGACCUCGACCUGCACGCCGACGACAUCGACGAGAACGUGUUUCUCGAAAACGGUCUGCUCUCUUUCGAGAAUCCGAAUUACCACUUGGACCCGGCUCGCCUGGACGAUGCUCUGAACAGCAACGAGAACGGGAGUUCCCUGUACGAUGAAUUGUACCAAGAAUUGGUCGGGAACGGUGGCAGAAGCGGCGAAGUGACUGGCGGCGGCGGCGGCGGCGGGGGCGGCGGCACGAGGGUUCAAGCGCGCAGAACGUAUGCCACGUUGGAUCUGGGCAGCAUGGGGGUUGACGUCACCCAAGGUCCUCUCACCCAGGACUCCGUGACAGAGGACGCGCAGGACAACACCGACAACCAUAACCUAGGGUACAGCAGCGAGGGUGUUGCGGAGUCUGCUCUGGUCGACGACACCCUCAACGGAAAUCCUCGAUCUUCGUCGUCAUCCUCCUCGAUUCUGGCUCCCGUACAGUCAGCAUCCGCGGACACGGUCGACGCUGCGAAUCUAUCCGAUUCGAGAAAUUAUUGCGAGAAAGCGGAUAACGAAACGACAGAGAUGGGAGGCGUUCCGCACGUGGAGGGUGGAUUGAACAGCGAGCUGUACGCGGUCCCUGUGAAGCGGAGGCAGCCCAAGGAUCAAAAGAACAAUGCCGCUGUGCAGAACAAUAGCCAGGAGAAGCCCGCUGAGGUAGAUACCACCGAUUCCGAGGACAAAGAUGAGAAUCUGCCACCGGGAUGGCAGAAACACGAGGACGAGAACGGACCUUAUUACUGGCACGUAAAAAGCGGGAAUAUACAGAGAGAGCCACCGGAAGCGCCACCGCAUUCCAAGAGGGAGUCGCGUAGAAGCCUGAUCAAAGACAACGAUAGCAUAAACAACUUCCACACGUUGAGCGGCAUGGUCAAUACCGUCACCCGCAGUAACACGAGCUCGGCCUUGGAUCAAGAGUUGGAAAACAAGAGAAAAGUGGAGCUAGCUCUCAAGCGAAGAAGCUAUCCCGCACGAGCGGACUCCGAGGGCAGGGACAAACCUAUCAGAUUCGCCGUACGUUCCCUCGGGUGGACCGAAAUCGCGGAGGAAGAUUUGACGCCUGAAAGAAGCAGCAAGGCCGUCAACAAAUGUAUCGUAGACUUGUCCUUAGGAAGAAACGAUCUUCUGGACGUGGUUGGGCGAUGGGGCGAUGGGAAGGACUUGUUCAUGGAUCUGGACGAAGGCGCGUUGAAGCUAAUAGACCCGGAGAAUCUUACCGUGCUCAACACACAACCGAUUCACACGGUGAGGGUGUGGGGCGUUGGCAGAGACCACUGCCGCGAAAGGGACUUUGCGUACGUGGCAAGAGACCGAUCCACUCGAAAACACAUGUGCCACGUGUUCCGUUGCGACAUUCCGGCGCGCACCAUCGCGAACACGCUUCGCGACAUUUGCAAGAAGAUCAUGAUCGAGCGAUCGCAACACCAGAAUCUGGCGAAACCGGUGGACAUCAAUGGGCGAACGAGCCUUGCCACCAGACCGACCAAUCUGCCCACGGAGCAUCGACGUUUCCAUAGAAACGGACAAGCGCUAGUCACGCAAUCAUUCCCAACACCGAUGGAAGAACCGAAGAAGGUGUUGCGAGCACAAUAUCUCGGAUCCAUGCAGGUUUCUCAAGCGACUGGAAUGGAGGUUCUCAACGACGCGAUAGAUCACAUCGUUGCCAACACGCCUAUCAAUCAAUGGCGAAACGUGAACGUGGCCGUCGCGCCCAGUAUGAUCUCCAUCCUUACACCGAACGAAGAGAAACUUAUCACCGAGUGUCGAGUGCGUUAUCUGUCGUUCCUCGGAAUUGGUCGUAACGUGAAACAAUGCGCCUUCAUAAUGCACACAGCGCAAGAUCUUUUCAUCGCACACGUUUUCAACUGUGAGCCUAGCAGCGGAGCUCUUUGCAAAACUAUUGAAGCUGCUUGCAAGCUGAGGUACCAGAAAUGCUUAGACGCACAUCCUCAAGGCUUUAGAAACGCUAGCAGCCUGAACACCCCGAGCGGAAAAGGACUUGGCGCCACCUUGAAAUCUUUGGUUGGCUCUCUGACUGGGCGUAGAAAUAAGCAGGGUGAGUCCUGAGACGAGGCUCUCUCGCUGCAGUUGAUUCCUUCGCUCGUUCCUUCACAGGAACUGUGGCCGCUGCCUGCUGAGCGAGAAGUGAUCAGACACAAGCAUCUACAGUCACCUCUGACCUUGAAAUACUUCAGCGGAUCGCCACCCAGUGCAUCUCUCAGGUCACUCCUUUCGCCCUCUCUGGACAACAGGCGCAUUCAACUGGCCCGUUGGGAGAGCAAUCCUUAAGUGGAACACAGCCGCCACAGGUCAAGCCAACUAAAGAAGAAGAAAGAAAGAUGAAAAGAAGAAGAAGAAGAAGAAAAAAAAAGAAACAAAGAAUCGUAUUCUUACGUUAAUCGACUGAAUCGUGAAUUCUGCAGAGUGCUAUACUAAUUACCACAGCUAUAGUGGACUACGCUUACGUGUGUCGAUAUGAUGUUAUGUAUGUUACACGCAGUGUCAGACAAAAAGAAAAAAUAAAAAAAGAUAAAAAUAUAUCGCCGGAGAAAAAAAGGCGUGAAAGUUCGUGGAUUGGGGCCACGAAACUGGAGGCAGGAUUCGCGUCCCUUAGGCGAAUCCCUUAGGCGAACGGGAUAAUCCUUAGAGAGGAACAAAGAUCAGCGUAGAUCAGCGUCUAGAUCGUGUUGCGAAAGUACGUUUCAGAGAACAGAGGGAAUCCUGCAACGAUUUGGGAUAGAGAUAGAGCGAAUAUCUGUAUAUAUACGGAAUGGUAAUUUAUCGCGCUAAAUUUAAUAAAUUCGCUGGAUUUAAAGGAAGUCCAGAGGAGGAGUGAAAGGGGAACGACGUGCGUGAGUGACGGAAUGACUGAAGUAACGUUCUAGCGUAUCCACGAGGCAUUCGAAGAUUGAAAAAGAGAGACAAACAAGCUAUAGAGAGCUUAAAUGUAUAACUUAAAUGUGUAUUCUCGGAUGUACAGAUUAGAGAAACGAGACGAGGAUGACCAGACCACACGAAAUAAACACGUAAUACACGCAUUAUAUAGAAGAGACACGUAUAGGAAUUCACGCGAUGGAACACACGAGUACUUACACGUGUGCAUUAUGUAUAUGCAUACAUUAACACAGACGCGCGUACAGAUACACGGACACUUACUUACACGAGCAGGUAAUAGGAAGUUUAUUUUUUAUGGUGAAUUAUAGAAGAGUUUGCACCUUUUUGAAACGAAGGCGAUUAAAUGUAUUAGCGCGACCGUCCUUUAAAUCCACGGGAAAAAAAAGAUCGAGACGAAUCUACCAAGCUAUCGAUUUUGAGAUCGCAAUAAGAAAACAGUAUAUAUAAUAUAUACAUAUAUUUAUAUACAUACAUAUAUAUAUAUACAUAUAUAUCUGUGUGUAUAUAAGUAUAUAUUAUUGUACGCACAAUCGUUGUGCAAUAACGCUAAUGCCUACACAAAACGAUUAACAAUUUCAUUCUGUUGAAACGGUGUAACGACUCGUUAUCGUCAUCGUUGCAUCGUUGUCGUCGUCGUUGUAACGCGCCUCGCUGAACAAAUUAAUUAUCGCUGAACUCCAUCAUACGCCCAGAUACUGCAAUGGCGUGAAAAUUUUUAACGAUAAUAAUAAAAUUCCGUGUUUGAGAAAAAAGAAUGAAAGAAAGAAAGGAAGGAAGAAAGGAAGGAAGAAGAAGAAAUAAAUACAACUUGCCAGCAGGGAGCUUAUUCACCGCCACGACGAUAUCCCGUUCUCCGGAACGGUUCGAACGUUGACGCUUUGACUCUUGCACGCGUGUGUCACGCGAUCACAGAGAGAAAUAAAUAUAUUGCGUACACGUAUUUAUUAUCCGCAAACUCAUUAUUCGCACGUGCACAGCGUCGAAUGCAUAUUUUUCACACGCGACGAACGUUUUCAAAGAUACCUGAAAACUUGGAACCGACAGAGUUUUCACUUCCUCUGCACGUUCUUGUCAACGGAAAUCGUAUCACGUUUUCAUAAAAGUUACGCAUCAACGUAUCCUGCGAAUCAUUGUGACAAUUCUCGGAAUCAUUGUUCGCGAGAUAUACAAGACCACACACACACACACACACACACACACGAGCACGACAUUCGAAAGGAUACUCCAAGUUUGUACUCGCCACUGGGUCGAACGUCGAAUCGUCGUCGACGAAGUGCUCGCGAUGCCUAAUGUCAAUCAGUAGCUUAGAGAAACCCGUGAAUAAUAAUUAAUUACCCGUAUGUACGUGUAUCAUCGUGCGCCGUUCGGUUCGUUUUCUAUCGUAUUAGCUUUAGGCAAUUUUCCAUACCAGCGCCGAAUUUUUGCAGCAAAUCGCGGCGAAUUGUACAGAAGAAGAGAACGAAGAAUAAUGUCUACUUCGUCCGAUCCUUGAUUAUUUUCGUACGAUUACCUCGCGAUUAGACACGUGACGAUGUCGCGAACCGACGUCUCAUCCACGAACGAUUAUAUACGCUAAUUGAGAAACAAUGACCAUCGUCUAGCUUUCAUUCGCUCGUUCAAUCGCGCUUCUCGCGUUUCACCGAAAACGUUCCUAAGAAAAUAGCGCUACUCUGGUUUGGCUCUACGUUUGGUGCAAAAGAAAUAUCGCGACGAAUAGAAUAGGAGAAAAUAUGAAGGUGUUCGACAAAUUGCUGUGCAACGAUCCGGAACGAACCAGAGAGAAACAAGACGAAACGGGACAAGAAGCGGCAAAAACCCGUCGGCCGUUUACGUAACGAUAUAUGUACUGUCAGUAAGAAAGUUAGCAACAGUAGGUCAGUGUUAAUGUCCCGGAACGAGAGAUUAUUUUAUUCGAAGGGAAAACGUUUCCGUCAGGCAGAAUAAAAAUCUCUCUCGUUGUCUCUCUUCUCGAAAGAGAGAGAGAAAGAGAGAGAAAGAGAGAGAGAGAGAAAGGAAGAAAAGAGAAAAGUUCUGAUGACUCUCUUGCUCGCAGUGCAUCUUGAUCGUCCAUCGAUGACGGCCACACGUCGUGGGAGCCAUCGUCAUUGCAAAAGAUACAAAGUUGUGCGGGACCCAGAACGAAGAGAUAUUUCUAUGUAGCGUUUAAAUAAGAAGGAUAUAGGGAAGAAGGUUGAGUGAAUAGAGCAUGAAUGUGUAGAGAGAGGAUGUAAGAAAGAGGAACGCGUGCGUGAUGUAGAGUUGCUUGAUGAGGGAUUUUCAUGUGACAAUUAUAUCUAGAUGAGGAUGUAAGAGAUAAGGGACAGAAUCGCGAAGAUGAUUUUCAUUCUUUGUAUAUAAGAAAAAAAAAAAAAAAAAUACACGUUACGAGGAUCACCUGCCUUUUACUGUAAAGAAGAUGAGGAAGGAAGAAAAAAAGAAAAAAAAAAAAGAAUGUGGAACGUUAACGAAUGUUAUUAAACGAGAGAUGAUAAUUACUGCGUUCACUGAAACGCCUCCGUCUCUUGGCUGAAUGUUAUAAAUCGGAAGAGAAAGUCUCCAAAAAGGGGGACAAGUAUUAUUGCACCGUGGCUCUUUUCGGAAAAUUCCCUUUCGAUCUAUCCGCAGCUUCGAAAUUUCCUUUCACCCCUUAUAUCUUUUUUGCAUUCCUUCCGUUAUCUGGUCACUCUCAAUCUCUACGCGGAUAGACUUGAGAACCAUGUCACGAACAAUAAUUGAACACGGAAUAUCGCGCGACGAGGCCUCCCGUGCGACCCUAAUUCCGGAAACACGGAUCCCCUAUUUUACAAAAAGAAAGAACCAGCAACGUUUCUUCUGCUAUUGAUAUAUCGUUGAUACGAUUUCUUGCUUUGAUAUACAUAUAAAUAUAUAUAUAUAAAUAUAUAUAUAGUUGUUGAAUUUAUAUUAUCGUAACGUUAGAUCGAGCGAGCGAUCGAGGGUGGCACGAGACAGCCUCGAGGGCGCGGCGUGUGAAGAUAUAAUGUGGUAUGGAUGUAAAUAUUAUUAUACAUUCUCGUAUAAAAAUGUAAUAAACCAAAGAGGCGAAAAGAAAGAUCGAGAAGAAAGUUAAGGUUAGCAUCGUUGCACCUAUAAAAAAAAAAAAAUUGAAACAACUGCAUAUUAUUCAGGAGUAUACUUACAUACAUACAUACAUACAUACAUACAUACAUUCAUGCAUACAUACAUAUACACGCAACACACAAGCACAUGCAUUACACAUAAAAGAAAAAACACAUAUUCACAAACUACACGUAGCUUAACUGUCUCCUUAAUAUAGGUGUUGACAUGUCGCCAGGAAGGAUACGAGAGUAUCGUUGAAAAUACCACUCGAGGAUUGAAAGAAAUGAAAAAAAAGGAGGUGGAGGAGGGUAAAGGAGAAGGGAAGCCACUUAUAACUGACAUAGAAUAGUGCAAACCUAACUAUAUUUACUGUGACAUGUAAUAUCCUUAAUGACAAAAAAAAAAUGCGAUCUACUUGAUAGGAGAGUUGUUCUGCACAAACACGAUGCUUCAUUGAUAAUUAUAGUGUCUCUCUCUCUCUCUCUCUCUCUCUCUCUUUCUCUAUCUCUCUAUCUUCAAAAAAUACGUACCUCUCUAUACCUUAUGGCAAUUAAAUGUAUCCAACACGAUAUUUUCGAUCGACAAUUCGUUUCGGGAAAUCGAGAACGAACGCUAUCCGCGUUCGAACGCGAACGACUAUCGUUUUACUCGAUUCGAGCUCAUCAAAGGAAUCACGCAUAGACACGCAUCAUCGAAGGAUCAUUCUAAUUGUAAUCACGAUCAUUAUCAUCGCCUCGAUACAAGUAUAGGGAAUUCACAGUCAUCGUCAUGUCGCGUUAAUUAAUAAAAAAAUAAAUUCUAAAAUGGAAAAAGAAGAUAUCACUAUCACUGACUAUCAAAAAAAUGGAAAAACGAAGAAAAAAAUAUGAGAAUAAGAGGAGAAGGAGAGGAAAAUAAUAUAUUCGUAUAAUAAUGCUCGCGUGACGAUCGGCUUUUGGAACCGUCGCGCGAUCGAUUAAUUAUUGUAACGUGGACGAUAAAAAACGAUCGAUUUUUCCGUCGACGUUACGAAAAAAUCCCAAGCGAGCGUCGUUAUUAAGAGCAAGCCAACGAGAUUCUAUUUGGAACAUUUUAGCCAACUAUUUUACGUUCUUUCGUUUUUCCUUGGAAUAGAAUCUUGGUGUGCGCGCGUAUCUUGAAACGAGAACAAGUUCUAAAAGGAGUGAGGAGAGAAAGAAAAAAAAACUGAACGACGCGUUUCGUUAUAUUCGACGAGUCCACGUGUCAUUUUUAGAGCGUACGAAAGAACAAAACACUUUGUAUGCACCUCCCGCCCCCCUCCCUCCCCCAUUGUUCAUGCCCAUUUGUAUUGCGUAGAUGGACCGAUCGAUAAUUAUAAACGAACGUGAAAAUACUAUUAUAUAUAUAAAUAUAUAUUAUAUAUAUAUAUAUAUAAAUAUAUAUAAAUAUAAAUAUAUAAAUAUAUAUAUAUAUAUAAAAUAUAUAUAAAAAAGCGACAGAAUGAAACACUACUGUAACUACACCUGCCUCUU
Apis laboriosa (Himalayan honeybee) is the source of this 8136-nucleotide messenger RNA. Its product is annotated as protein Fe65 homolog. The coding region runs from base 401 to 2737 and encodes 778 amino acids. The record is from RefSeq and is a predicted model, not a curated record. Gene Ontology annotation, cellular component: nucleus; cytoplasm. NCBI's taxonomy places the organism in Eukaryota, Metazoa, Arthropoda, Insecta, Hymenoptera, Apidae. Gene Ontology annotation, molecular function: amyloid-beta binding; transcription factor binding. The transcript is spliced from 16 exons. Gene Ontology annotation, biological process: regulation of DNA-templated transcription.